AUGGCUUUCCGUGGAUCUACGACGACAAUCGAUCAAACAGAUCAACUAUCUUCAUCACACAUACUUUCAUCAUCGCAUUCAUCACUCUCUCGUUCCCUUUCCUCUCGUCAUAUAUCUCAAAUCUCAAAAAUUUAUCGUCAAGCUUCAACUCUCUUUCUAACGCGUCGUUUACCCGAAUCGCUUUCAACUAUCUUACCAGUAAUUACACCAUCCUCUUCUUCCGAUAGCGAAAACAACAAUCCCGAUGAUUCUACAAAUCCGGUGACCUCAAUAUCUAAAGCUUCGCGUACUACUCGUAUCAAAGUCUGGAGUCUAUAUCUUACAAUCUUGAAUGCGGUUCUGGAAUUGGAUCCCGCAGAAGGAAAACAAGCAUUUGGAACAAGUCAAUUUAGAGCACUAGUCGCCAAAGUCAGGGACGGAGAAGUUUGGGAAGAGGUUGUAAAGAAUGGAUAUCAUGGAAUUGAGGGAGAUGUAGAUUCAGACGUUGUCAUAAACUUAGCAACCCUUCUCCUAGCUCAUGCUCGCACUCAAAAGAUUAAUCAAACUCGCCUCGAAACCUAUCUCGCAACAUCUGAUACUCCCUCCCUUUCCAUGUCCCAAUCUCCAACACCUACCGCCUCCAAUCCUUUCCCAGGUUCCAAACGUCGCUCCCAACCCGGAACAGACACACCACGAGAUCUAAACGCUCGUGUGAAGAUCCUAGAGCUAUAUACCCUCCAUGUCUUACUUCGCAACAAUGAGUGGGACUAUGCACGAGAGUUCAUCACUAUUAGUGAAGUCCUGGAUGAUGAAAGAAGAGAGGCUUUCCUUGGAGCAUUACGAAGUCUCAAGGAUGAAAGUGAGGAAGGAGAGAAGAGAGAAAGAUUGGAGAAAGAAUAUAGAGAGGAACAAUUGAAGAGAGACAUAGAAGAAAGUCGACGCCAGCGCGAAGAGGAACAAAGGAGACGAGAAGAAAUGGAAAAGAAAGCAAAAGCAAGCGCAGGAGGAACAUCAGAGAUCGACUAUGGAAUCGAAGACGAAACUCCGGUUGUGACUAACGGAUCCGCAAGAUCAUCCCCAUCACCUAAUAAUGCCCGACAAUCCAAAACCCCAAAAUCAUCAACCACCAAACCACACCCUCUAAAAUCAGUAGAAGAGACGAAGCAGAAAACCAUGAUACAGAAAGUGGGAAUCAUAAUGCGUAAUUUGAGAUUAUUAUUGGAGAAUAUGGGAGGAAGUCUUAAUUUCAGAAAUCCAAUGGCCAUGUUAAGAAUGGUAGCUUUCAUAGCAGGGAUCCUGGUAGUGUUUGGGAGGAGGGAAGUAAGGGAGAGGGUCAGGAGGAUGAUGGGUGAGGGAUUGGGAAGAGUUAAGAGAACGAUUGGGAUGGGGGUUAAGGUUAGUUACAUUUAA
This is a messenger RNA of Sclerotinia borealis F-4128, 1389 nucleotides long. Lineage: Eukaryota; Fungi; Ascomycota; Leotiomycetes; Helotiales; Sclerotiniaceae. The record is from the annotation of a GenBank genome assembly.